This is a messenger RNA of Staurois parvus, 415 nucleotides long. The record is from the annotation of a GenBank genome assembly. Lineage: Eukaryota; Metazoa; Chordata; Amphibia; Anura; Ranidae.
GUGGAGGCCAGUGGAGGGAUCGGCAGAGAAGGGUGGAGGACACUGAGUGGAGAGGAGUGGAGGACACUGAGUGGAGGGAUUGGCAGAGAGGGGUGGAGGACACUGAGUGGAGGGAUUGGCAGAGAGAGGUGGAGGGCACUGAGUGGAGGCCAGUGGAGGGAUUGGCAGAGAGGGGUGGAGGACACUGAGUGGAGGCCAGUGGAGGGAUCGGCAGAGAAGGGUGGAGGACACUGAGUGGAGGUCAGUGGAGGGAUUGGCAGAGAGGGGUGGAGGACACUGAGUGUAGGCCAGUGGAGGGAUUGGCAGAGAGAGGGGUGGAGGACACUGAGUGGAGGCCAGUGGAGGGAUUGGCAGAGAGGGGUGGAGGACACUGAGUGGAGGCCAGUGGAGGGAUUGGCAGAGAGGGGUGGGGGAC